Messenger RNA from Lachancea dasiensis, 222 nucleotides. The record is from the annotation of a GenBank genome assembly. NCBI's taxonomy places the organism in Eukaryota, Fungi, Ascomycota, Saccharomycetes, Saccharomycetales, Saccharomycetaceae.
AUGACCAUAGUUGGUAAAGCGCUUCAUUUUUCCAUUGAUUUGGCCCUGGUGUCUGUCUGUUUGGCUGGAGUAAAGAGAAACACGGGCCUUACUCCCAAGUUGGAUUCGAUUGAAGAUAAUCAUAUGAGAGGCUGGGCUCAGAAAUACCUCAAUGUGGGCGAAUCAUGUUACGAUUACGCCGUUGUAUCCCUGGGAGCAUCGCAGUAUUUCGUGAGAAAAUAG